Molecule: messenger RNA, 744 nt
Organism: Papaver somniferum (opium poppy)
Lineage: Eukaryota; Viridiplantae; Streptophyta; Magnoliopsida; Ranunculales; Papaveraceae
Exons: 2
Coding region: 1-744 (247 amino acids)
Molecular function (GO): nucleic acid binding; RNA-DNA hybrid ribonuclease activity
Source: RefSeq, a predicted model, not a curated record
AUGCCUAUGCAGACUGUGGAUUGCCCUAAAUGUACUGAUCCUUAUGAAUCCAUUAUGCAUGCUCUGGUUCUUUGUCCUUUUGCAAGCAGGGUUUGGUUUAUCUCUGAUUUCAACAUUAACACUCAGUUUUUCCAAAAUAAAUCUUUCAUUGAAUGGCUCAUCUUUUGGUUAACUGAUGCUGUCUCCAAACUUCCUGAUGAAGCUCAAAGCCUCUUUGUUGCUAUCCUGUGGUCUAUCUGGACCAGUAGAAAACAAAUUAUCUUUCAAAAUCUGUCUGAAAGCCAUAUCACUGUGCUAGCCAGAGCUAGAGCUACGCUCCUUACCAGGAAACCUAGUAUCACUGUCUCCCCUUUGAUGUUUGUUGGUAUUUGUGACAAAUGGAUGCCCCUCUCUCUUAGUUGGAUUAAAUGCAAUAUUGAUGGUGCCUUUGAUGUGAUCUCUGAAGCAAAUGGUGCAGGGUAUAUGAUGCGUGACUUCUCAAAGAAAGCUUCUUUUUGUGCUUCCUUAGUCUUUGAAGUUCAUUCUGUCGAAGAAGCUAAAUCCAGAGCCAUCUGGGCAGUUCUGAAGAAAUCCUUGGAGCAACAAUUUACUCAUAUCAUUGUUGAGAGUGAUGCGAAAUCUCUCAUCGAUCAAUUUUUGCUGGAAACUCAUGAACUUGCUCUAUGGGAAAAGAAGAAAAAUUCCUCUAUGCACUGGUUUGUUCCUCCUGUUUGGCUCAUUCCAACAGUUGAGAGUGAUCAUUAG